AUGCGUUCGUCCACCGUCAUCGUCAUUGCUGCUCUUCUCUCUGCCCCUGCACUCUCGGCUGCUCAGGGUAGUGAGACUACACAGAGUUUUCCGAGCCACUUUCGCCAUGAGAAGGGCCUCAACCACGAGUCGUACCGCCACAACCGCGUAGCUCGCCCGUUCCGCCAGCAGGCGCGGGGCCACAUCGGGCGCCGCUACCGUCAAGCAUCCGAUGAACGCGUUGGUGAACAUUAUUACCCGCACCAUGACCAACCCCGCUACCCGGCUGGCCACCGUCAGUACGGGCGCUAUACAGACAGUAGAGCGCUUUCGGUCGGCACUGCAGUAAACGCUGCAAAGGACGCAUACACCAUCGGUACAGAUGCAUACGAUGUAUAUGAAGCUGGCAAGGACGCUUGGAAGGCGAUCAAAUCACGAGCGGAUGCCUCUGGGGCAAUCUCAGUAGGAGGUGCCCUGCAGGCGGGCAAUGACGCAGUCCAGAUCGGGAACGACGUCUACGACGCGUAUGAGGCUGGCAAGGACGCGUGGAGCCAGGUCAAGGGGCGGUCGCUGCUGGACGAGCUUGACUGA
Rhodofomes roseus is the source of this 570-nucleotide messenger RNA. RefSeq lists its product as uncharacterized. Bases 1 to 570 code for a protein of 189 amino acids. The transcript is spliced from 3 exons. The record is from RefSeq and is a predicted model, not a curated record. Lineage: Eukaryota; Fungi; Basidiomycota; Agaricomycetes; Polyporales; Fomitopsidaceae.